Molecule: messenger RNA, 1620 nt
Organism: Talaromyces stipitatus ATCC 10500
Lineage: Eukaryota; Fungi; Ascomycota; Eurotiomycetes; Eurotiales; Trichocomaceae
Product: G-patch DNA repair protein (Drt111), putative
Exons: 5
Coding region: 1-1620 (539 amino acids)
Biological process (GO): mRNA cis splicing, via spliceosome
Cellular component (GO): precatalytic spliceosome
Molecular function (GO): RNA binding
Source: RefSeq, a predicted model, not a curated record
AUGUCCAGUCAACCACCCAAGAAAGGGGGACUCUCGCUGUACGCAAAUCUUCUAGAUCCAGCUUCUGAGAGUUCUGCUGCCUCGGGAACAAUAUCCAAAGCUCCAGUUCUCUUCACGCAGAGCUCCGAGCCAGCCACAGACACAGACGACACUGCUACAGAUAAGCAGCAAAAGAGUGCCGCAUCUUUACGAUUUCAACCCAUAAAGAGACCACAGCUUCCGAAUCAGAAGCCCAGAGCGAAACCUAUCCCAAAACCACCGUCGACAGCCCAUGCGCUUGGAAAUGCGAGCUCGGCCGGCGCUUCAUCUACGCGCUCGCAGGUCAAGUCGACGCUCGCCGAUUGGGCCUCGACAGCCGAUGAUGACGAUGUGAAUGGCUUCUAUGGACGGGAAAAACGACAACGUGGUGGUCGCAAGAAGCGGAAGAAGAAUCGAGAAGGGCCUGAAACGAUCACUAACUGGGAUGACAUCUAUGACCCGUCGAGACCGAACAAUUAUGAGGAAUACAAGAGGAGCGACGAGAAAAUACGCGAAGUGAGAGAAUGGAAGGACCGGUUGUAUGCGCAUCGUAUGGCCAGACGGCGCAGCAGUGACUUUGAUAGUGACAACGAAUCUCCACCGCCACGGAACCGACAAUUUGCUCCCCCUUCUUAUAACUUCGUACCGCCACCUAAUCUCAACGAUGCCUCGAAGCCCUUAUCCCACGGAAGUGAUGAAGACGCAUACGCACAGCGUCUGCAGAAGACCACAGAGGACAAUGAAGCUGAGAUGGAAGAUGUAGAAUACCAGCCUCCACCUCCGCCAGCUGUGAUACCGAAUGAAGCUACGGGAGACGACGCAUAUGCACGUAGGCUCCAGAUGAGCCAGCAACAACCGCCUCCUCCACCCCACGAACAACCCCAGGUCCCUGUGAAACCAUCACUGUCAGCUUUCCAACCUGCUUCAGCUACGAUAUCGCGCGCACCAGUCCGGUAUACAUUACCCCCUGCACCAGAAGAUAUACCGGCGACUGAAGAGGAGCUCGAAGCUGUUAUGGCCAAAGAAGAGCCAGUCCAGGAUGAUGGGGAAGAUGCUCCUCGGUCCCUACGACCUGGACAAAAGGGCUUUGCCGAACGUCUCAUGGCGAAAUAUGGCUGGACCAAGGGAUCUGGUCUGGGUGCUUCCGGUACCGGAAUUGUUAACCCGUUACAAGUCAAGGUAGAGAAGCAGAAGAAAAAGCCGGAUUCUGAGGGUGGCGGGUUUGCUACGCCUGCAGGUCGCGGAAAGAUCAUUGCUAGCAAGAAGAAGAACGAGGAGGAAGGAAAAUUUGGUCCCAUGAGCGAAGUCAUUGUGCUGUAUGGAAUGCUUGACGGUAUGGAUUUGGCGACUGAAUUGGACAACAGCCAAAAUGGUGGACUUAUGCAAGAGAUUGGGGAGGAAUGCAAUGAAAAGUAUGGCCGUGUCGAGAGAGUCUUUAUCCAUCGACAAAGCAAUGAUCGCAUCCCAGUGUUUGUCAAGUUUACUGCUCAGUUAUCAGCCUUACGAGCUGUUAAUGCGCUGGAGGGACGAAUGUUUAAUGGGAACAAGAUCACUGCCAGAUUCUACGACACUGAGAAGUUUGAGAAUGGUAUAUAUCAAUGA